This is a messenger RNA of Thunnus maccoyii (southern bluefin tuna), 5789 nucleotides long. RefSeq names its product slingshot protein phosphatase 2b (gene ssh2b). Bases 280 to 3999 code for a protein of 1239 amino acids. Gene Ontology annotation, cellular component: cytoplasm. The transcript is spliced from 14 exons. Lineage: Eukaryota; Metazoa; Chordata; Actinopteri; Scombriformes; Scombridae. The record is from RefSeq and is a predicted model, not a curated record. Gene Ontology annotation, molecular function: actin binding; protein tyrosine/serine/threonine phosphatase activity. Gene Ontology annotation, biological process: actin cytoskeleton organization; protein dephosphorylation; negative regulation of actin filament polymerization.
UACAUAGCAAGUGCCAAAUAACUGCAUGUCUGGUCAUCUCUGCCGUCCAUAAAUAUCAUAUUACCGCGUUUUGUUUUGUUUUUUUAAAUCUCGUGUUUGGUGUCAUGUAGGCGGAUAUUUACAAAAUCCGUUAUUUAAGGCAAGACGUAAAAGUGAGUCGUUCCUGUGUUUUUACAACAACCCUGGCACUGCGGAGUGACACCCUCCACACCAUAAUAGCGACUAUAUCGAUAACUACAGUCCGCUUUUGUGCGCCCUGCCCCCGCCACCGGAGCAGCGAUGCCUCCCGGUGUUGUGACCGCGCCACGGAGCUCAUCAACCGGCUGCUUCUGCGCCUGCUGCGCGGGGACGAUGAGACCUUAUUUCACCGAGAACUCAGUGAUCUCUCAGGGGGAAAUAUAUCAGCUCAUCAGUGAAAGUUUCCUGACAGUUAAAGGAGCUGCUCUCUUCUUACCUCGAGGAAAUGGCUCCUCCGCUUCCUCUGCCUCUCGCUUCUCACAGCUGCGCAGCAAACAUGCAGGAGACAUCCAGCAGCAUCUACAAACCAUGUUCACUGUCCUCAGACCAGAGGACAACAUCAAACUGGCGGUCCGUUUGGAGAGCGCCCAUGCUCAGGUCACCCGCUACAUGGUGGUGGUUUCAACCAACGGUCGCCAGGACACAGAGGAGAGCGUGGUACUGGGUAUGGACUUCAGUCCCGUAGACAGCUCAUGUUCGGUAGGGCUUGUUUUGCCCUUAUGGAGCGACACGUUGAUACAUCUGGACGGAGAUGGGGGUUUCAGCGUGUCAACUGAUAACAGAGUGCAUGUAUUCAAGCCUGUUUCUGUGCAGGCCAUGUGGUCGGCCCUCCAGUCGCUCCAUAAAGCUUGCGAAGUGGCUCGUUGUCACAACUACUUCCCAGGCAGCUUGUUCCUCACCUGGGUCAGCUACUAUCAAAGUAGGGUCUCCUCCGACCAGGCACGAAUCAACGAGUGGAACGCCAUGCAGGAUGUGCAGUCACACCGUGCCGAUUCACCCGUCCUCUUCUCUGAUGUACCUACCGAAAGAGAACUGACAGAGCGUCAGAUCAAAACCAGUUUGAGGGAGAUCAUGAUGCAAAAAGACCUCGAGAAUGUCACCUGCAAAGAGAUCCGCACAGAGCUGGAAAUGCACAUGACAUGCAACCUCCGAGAGUUCAAGGAGUUUAUCGACAAUGAGAUGAUUGUCAUUCUGGGUCAGAUGGACAGCCCCACAGAGAUCUUUGAUCAUGUCUUCUUGGGAUCUGAGUGGAAUGCAUCCAAUUUGGAGGAGUUGCAGAAGAGCGGGGUUCAGUACAUCCUGAAUGUAACAAGGGAGAUCGAUAACUUCUUUCCCGGUGUGUUUGAGUACCACAAUAUCCGUGUUUACGAUGAGGAGGCCACUGACCUGCUUGCCUAUUGGAACGACACCUAUAAGUUUAUAUCUAGAGCCAAGAAAGCCGGGUCCAAGUGUCUGGUGCACUGUAAAAUGGGUAUAAGUCGAUCUGCAGCCACGGUGAUCGCCUACGCCAUGAAGGAGUACGGCUGGGAUUUGAAAAAAGCCUUUGAUUACGUGAAGGAGCGUCGAGCUGUGACCAAACCCAACCCCUCUUUCAUGAGACAGCUGGAGGAGUAUCAGGGCAUACUGCUGGCCAGCAAGCAGAGGCACAACAAACUGUGGCGUUCUCACUCCGAUAGCGACCUGUCAGAGCACCAUGAGCCACUGUCUAAAUCCUACGCCCAACCUCACAGCCUGGGCCGCUCCGACCCCCAUAACCAGGCCAGCAGCCCACUCGGUCCCUCUGUGAAAGAGCUGCUGGAAUCACUGGGGACUUCAUCCAGCACUGGCAAAGCAACACACUCCACUAGCCAGCCUGAUACUGGCAUCCAGUUCAGCUCCUCAUCCUUUGAGGGGGUGGCAUCACUAUCAGGUGACACUGAAGCUCGAAGCCUCGAGGCUCCCUCUCAUUCUGCUGUAGCCCAGAUCGACCCCCCUUGUCCUGAGUCCGCAGCUGGCUCUGUGUCUCCGCUAUCUCCUCCGCUCUCCAACGGGGUAUGUGACUCUGAGGUGCAGCCGUCGUCACCUCCUCUCUCCCAGCCAAGGGCCGCCACUGUGGUGCCUGAGCCUCAAAAGACAGACAUGGUGACUGUUGCAGAAAGUGUUUUGCUGGGCCAACCUCACCCACCUCCAUCCCUUCACCACCUCCCCCUCUCUCCAGCUCCGUCCCCGACUCCAACCUGCGCGGAUGAGGUUAUCAAACCACAGGUGUCGUCCUGUUCUCUGCCUGUGAUUAAACCGAUGCAAGCGUCAGUGCCUGAGCCCAUGACAACACAAACACCAAGCACACAACAAGCUGGACCCCAGUGUCUGCCUGCACCAGUGCCUGUCAGAAAACAAGACUGUGACCCACACACGUGUGGCUCGUCUUUGGAUGGUUCAGCAGCCCAUCCUCCCCUCACUAGUGAUUUUAACAGCUACCCCAGUGCCAUUCCACAAGACAACAAAGUGUUGUUCGGCCACAGUGCGGAUCACAUUAACUUUUUCAGUGCCAGGGAAAAGUUCAAGGGAAUGACUCAAGAUGGUAAGACUCAUAGUGCUGCGGUGCAGCAGUCGGCCCAGCUGAAGAGUUGUGGCAAGGAACAGCAACCACUGCCUCAGGAGGUCUCCGCUAGUGAGGGAAAAGAGGAGGAGAAAAGAAAGCAAAUCCCUGUGCAGGUCACAGGACUGAAGCCUGCAGUGCACACAGAGGCUUCACCUCCUGGCCCUCUCAGCCAACUGGGUCAUGAGGGCCCCCAGGACCAGGAAGUGAGGAAGUCAAAGCAGGAAAUAGAGGAUAGUUGUGUUUUUUCACAGAAGGAAGCUCAGAAUGUAAAAGAGGAAGUGAAAAACAAAGAAGACGAGGAGGCGGCUCCUGCUCGUCUCUACAGCGAUUGGACAAGGGGCUCUGUGCGGCGUGUGACGCGACAGCUGGAGCAGCGAAUGAAACAGGAGCAUGACUCUCCAUCACCCUCUUCGUCCCCGCCGUCCCACUCCAGCAGCUCUUCCUGCUCUCAGUGGCGUCCAUCCGGCGCAACAAUGUCACAGGUGUCAGUGGAUAGCGCUGUGCAGGAAGACAAAGAGGAGGAUGAUGGGAAGUUUGGUUCAAUGAAGAGGGAGAGUGGUGAUGUAUUUGAGACGGGGGAACUAGGAAAUGAUGACGGAAGCACAAAAGAACACAAAUUCCAGCCUGCUGAUACUCGAUCGCUCUCUACCUCUUCUUCUUUCCACCACUCAGCCCACUCUCCCUUUGCCUCUGUGAACUUCCUGUGUUUGGAGGGCGUGACAGAACUGGAGUCGGGCACGGACUGGGACUGCUCCACAGAGGUACCUCAUAGUGACAUUAUCAUGAGGGAGACAUGGGAGACUUUGUGCGAGCUGGGCGCCUUUCUGCAGCAGGUGAGCGUGGGCGGAGCCCGCAAGGCCAGGUGUGUGGACCAGGUUUUUGGCCUCAGCGCUGGAGCAACACAGAAGCGAGGCAGCAGCACCCAGAAGAGGGUCAGAGAGGUGGAAGCCAGGAUCCGCCAGGCGGGGCUGACCCCUCCAUCCCUGAUGAAGCGCUCAGCAUCUCUGGCUAAGCUGGGCUGUCUGGAGCUGCUAGCCAACGACCUGAGUGAGUGGGAGCUCAGCCGCUCCUCUGUGGCUCCGUCCUCAGCAGAACCUCCCAUCCAUACAGCUAGUGAUGAGUCCAAGAAGCAGCGGGUCCACAACUCUCCUUCCUCACCCAGCCAGCAGCCUGAAGUCAUCGGGAUCGGUGCAGAGAGGCUUUCCGAAGCUGGAGAAACCUCAUCAGGAGUCUCUCCAUCAAAUCAGACUCCGCAGAGCUGUGUACUCCUUAACUCUAGCCAAGACUCUCUGCAUUUGCCUGGGCCCACACUUAUGACAACAAGGCAGCAAUAUGGAAGGACUCACCCUCUGAGGCGGCUUAAGAAAAGAACUGUUAGUACCCUUUACCACACCAUGUAACCCUCACCAUAUGUGUGUCUGUCUGUCUGUGUGUGUGUGUGUGUGUGUGUGUGAGAGAGAGAGAGGGAUCUUGUGCACCUGUGAGAAAAUGGAAAUUUACAGCGUAUGUUGGAUUGAUUCAGCAAAACGAACCAAUGCCUCUUGCCUUAAAGGAUAUGUUUAUUAGUUUUCUGUAUGUUUUUUUUUUUUCCCCUGCAGAUCCGCCAAGAGCGUCUGUGAAAUCUAAUAUGAGGCACUUGUCUCAGUGCAAGAACAAUUACAAGGCUAUGAAGGUUAAUUUAAAUGAUUCAAAUUGAAACAAACACUGUGUAGUAUAAACACUUGUAACAUAAGUCAUUCAAAAAGCAACAAAACCAAUCAUCGAGUUUUAUACGAGUAACUUGUUUUAGACGUUGAUAAGCCUGAGCCUGUAUUUAUUCACUCUCUACAUCAUUGCUGGUUUUUCCAUUCUCAACUUGACACAUUUACUUGAUCGCUGUUGGUGGAUUGAAUAGUCCAACCUGGUGUUUGGUGGAAUGUAGCCUCUGUUUUCCUCCUCUUCAUGUCUCUUCACCUCAAUGUUUAAUAAUCGUGCUGGAUAGCUGCAAAGGAAAUUAUUCGGCUGUUUCUUCUGGUACAAGCUGACAGGUAAAUGAAUCCAUUCAACACUCCUGCACCGACGAUUACACAAAACAAACAUGUACAGAUCAAACUUGGGAGUCAUUUAGCAGAAAUACUGAUAAUAAUGUCAAUCAAAGUCAGUUCUGCUGUCUUGAGACUGAUGCUAAAUGUGGGGUCGUGGUAGCAGCUGCGCAUUUAAACACGUGAGAGCUCAGGUGGAAUCUCUGACCACACAGGUUAGCGUUUUCAGCGGCUGUUAGGUGUUCAAUCGUUACAUUUCUGCACAUUUGAACUAACUGGCUCACAAUGAAUCCCAAUAGGAAGGCAAAUCCAGAACCGGUGACAGAAACAUCAGCUAGGUUUAUUGCGAUUUAUUGAAAGAAAUUGGAAAGAGAAGAGGGAUGCUGUGUUCGUUUGUUUUGUUUUUUUGUUUAUUUUUUCAACUACACAAUACCUCAAUAAGUCUGAACCAAAUCUGACCUGCACACAACUGUCAUGCUCUGGAUUCCUGGAAUGUCCGUCUUAAUCAGCAACUGUUUCAAUUUCACUACUCAAUAAACUGAGGUAAACUCAUCUCUCUCAUGUCUUCUCACAGUUCUGAUGCCACUCAAACUAGAUGUUUUGUUUUUGUAUGUGUUACUGUGUCGGGGAGGAAGGGUUAGGUUGGGGAGUUGGAGUUAAAAGGCAGAGUGUAUAUUUGUGAGUUUCCUGCUUUGUUCUGUUCUGGGAUGUAAAGAUCUGUAAUGUGAGUUGACAUUUUAGGAACUGUACAUGUUUUUAUAUCUGGCUUAAGUCUGUGUGAGAAGUGACUGUAGCACAACUUUACCAUGUGGGUGUGUACUUUUUUUUUUUUUUUAAACUGAUUAUUGUCCCUUUUGUAUGCAUUUUAGGGGUGUGCCUGUGACUGGCAAGUGAAGCUUCUCUGCAGUCUAUCAGAAAUGUCUGUACAGGGAGGUCUGUCAUACAUGCACUUUACUCCCUUUUUAAUUUUAAUCUGUUUUUUUUUUGUUUUUUUUUUUAAAUGUAUGGUUGCUACUUUCGGGGAACAUGCUUAGGUAGUAAGCGGUUGUUGGGUAUGCGUGUGUAUUAUUGAAAUCUUUUUUUUUUCCCUUUUUUAUUUUAAACUAUCAGUGUAAAUAUUCUUUUAUAUUAUGUGCUUCAACUGUGACCAUUAAAACAAUGGAGAUUAA